Diabrotica virgifera virgifera (western corn rootworm) is the source of this 3546-nucleotide messenger RNA. RefSeq names its product zinc finger protein 208-like. Lineage: Eukaryota; Metazoa; Arthropoda; Insecta; Coleoptera; Chrysomelidae. The transcript has 5 exons. Bases 1 to 3546 code for a protein of 1181 amino acids. The record is from RefSeq and is a predicted model, not a curated record. Gene Ontology annotation, biological process: regulation of transcription by RNA polymerase II. Gene Ontology annotation, molecular function: RNA polymerase II cis-regulatory region sequence-specific DNA binding; DNA-binding transcription factor activity.
AUGACAUCCAUAGUUGCUUUCAAAAUUUCCGAAUUUCUAUGUUUUGCUGAUGACCUGAAAUGCUUCAAGGCUGUCUCUUUUACUACUGAUUGUAUCAACUUGCAGUCAGGUGCUUCACAGGAUAUCACACUGGAAGUUGCAAUUGCCGAACCAUUCAAUGCUCCCAAUUUGAAAACAUGUACUGGUAAAAGAUCAUAUAAAUGUGAAAUGUGUAGUAAAUUGUUUACUUUAAAAAGUAAUUUAAAACAGCAUAUGAGACUUCACACUGAUGAAACACCUUAUAAAUGUGAAAUUUGUAGUAAGUUGUUUACUACAAAAGGUAAUUUAAAAAUGCAUAUGAGACUUCACACUGGUGAAUAUCCUUAUAAAUGUGAAAUUUGUAAUAACCAGUUUACUUUAAAAGGUAAUUUAAAACAGCAUAUGAGAUAUCACACUGGUGAAAAACCUUAUAAGUGUGAAAUUUGUAGUAAGCAAUUUAGUCACUUAAAUAGUUUGAAGCAUCAUAUUAUGGUAGUUCACACUGUUGAAAGGCCUUAUAAAUGUGAAAUUUGUAAUAAGCAGUUUACUUUAAAAGGUAAUUUAAAACAGCAUAUGAGACAUCACACUGGUGAAACACCUUAUAAGUGUGAAAUUUGUAUUAAGCAAUUUAGUCACUUUAAUAGUUUUAAGCAUCAUAUGGUAGUUCACACUGAGGAAACACAUUAUAAAUGUGAAAUUUGUAGUAAGUUGUAUAACGCAAAAAGUAGUUUAAAGACACAUAUGAGACUUCACACUGGUGAAUAUCUUUCUAAAUGUGAAAUUUGUAAUAAGCAGUUUACUUUAAAAGGUGCUUCACAGGAUAUCACACUGGAAGUUGCAAUUACCGAACCAUUCAAUGCUCCCAAAUUACAUUUGAAAACAUGUACUGGUAAAAUAUCAUAUAAAUGUGAAAUGUGUAGUAAAUUGUUUACUUUAAAAGGUAAUUUAAAACAGCAUAUGAGACUUCACACCGAUGAAACACCUUAUAAGUGUGAAAUUUGUAGUAAGUUGUAUACUACAAAAGGUAAUUUAAAGAUGCAUAUGAGAUUUCACACUGGUGAAACACCUUAUAAUUGUGAAAUUUGUAGUAAGUUGUUUACUACAAAAGGUAGUUUAAUGGUGCAUAUGAGACUUCACACUGGUGAAACACCUUAUAAGUGUGAAAUUUGUAGUAAGCAAUUUAGUCACUUAAAUAGUUUAAAGCAUCAUAUUAUGGUAGUUCACACUGUUGAAAGGCCUUAUAAAUGUGAAAUUUGUAAUAAGCAGUUUACUUUAAAAGGCAAUUUAAAACAGCAUAUGAGACAUCACACUGGUGAAACACCUUAUAAGUGUGAAAUUUGUAGUAAGCAAUUUAGUCACUCAAAUAGUUUGAAGCAUCAUAUGGUAGUUCACACUGAGGAAACACAUUAUAAAUGUGAAAUUUGUAGUAAGUUGUAUAAUGCAAAAAGUAGUUUAAAGACACAUAUGAGACUUCACACUGGUGAAUAUCCUUAUAAAUGUGAAAUUUGUAAUAAGCAGUUUACUUUAAAAGGUAAUUUAAAGCAGCAUAUGAGACAUCACACUGGUGAAACACCUUAUAAGUGUGAAAUUUGUAGUAAGCAAUUUCGUCACUUGAAGAGUUUGAAGCAUCAUAUGGUAGUUCACAUUGUUGAAAGGCCUUAUAAAUGUGAAAUUUGCAAUAAGCAAUUUAUUCAACUAGGUAAUUUAAACGAGCAUAUGAGAGUUCACUCUGGCAAAAGAGCAUAUAGAUGUGGAAUUUGUAGUGCUUCACAGGAUAUCACAAUGGAAGUUGCAAUUACCGAACCAUUCAAUGCUCCCAAAUUACAUUUGAAAACAUGUACUGGUAAAAUAUCAUAUAAAUGUGUAAUGUGUAGUAAAUUGUUUACUUUAAAAGGUAAUUUAAAACAGCAUAUGAGACUUCACAUUGAUGAAACACCUUAUAAAUGUGAAAUUUGUAGUAAGUUGUAUACUACAAAAGGUAAUUUAAAGAGGCAUAUGAGAUUUCACACUGGUGAAACACCUUAUAAUUGUGAAAUUUGUAGUAAGUUGUUUACUACAAAAGGUAGUUUAAUGGUGCAUAUGAGACUUCACACUGGUGAAACACCUUAUAAGUGUGAAAUUUGUAGUAAGCAAUUUAGUCUUUUAAAUAGUUUGAAGCAUCAUAUUAUGGUAGUUCACACUGUUGAAAGGCCUUAUAAAUGUGAAAUUUGUACUAAGCAGUUUACUUUAAAAGGCAAUUUAAAACAGCAUAUGAGACAUCACACUGGUGAAACACCUUAUAAGUGUGAAAUUUGUAGUAAGCAAUUUAGUCACUUAAAUAGUUUGAAGCAUCAUAUGGUAGUUCACACUGAGGAAACACAUUAUAAAUGUGAAAUUUGUAGUAAGUUGUAUAAUGCAAAAAGUAGUUUAAAGACACAUAUGAGACUUCACACUGGUGAAUAUCCUUAUAAAUGUGAAAUUUGUAAUAAGCAGUUUACUUUAAAAGGUAAUUUAAAGCAGCAUAUGAGACAUCACACUGGUGAAACACCUUAUAAGUGUGAAAUUUGUAGUAAGCAAUUUCGUCACUUGAAGAGUUUGAAGCAUCAUAUGGUAGUUCACAUUGUUGAAAGGCCUUAUAAAUGUGAAAUUUGCAAUAAGCAAUUUAUUCAACUAGGUGCUUCACAGGAUAUCACAAUGGAAGUUGCAAUUACCGAACCAUUCAAUGCUCCCAAAUUACAUUUGAAAACAUGUACUGGUAAAAUAUCAUAUAAAUGUGAAAUGUGUAGUAAAUUGUUUACUUUAAAAGGUAAUUUAAAAAAGCAUAUGAGACUUCACACUGAUGAAACACCUUAUAAAUGUGAAAUUUGUAGUAAGUUGUAUACUACAAAAGGUAAUUUAAAGAGGCAUAUGAGAUUUCACACUGGUGAAACACCUUAUAAUUGUGAAAUUUGUAGUAAGUUGUUUACUACAAAAGGUAGUUUAAUGGUGCAUAUGAGACUUCACACUGGUGAAACACCUUAUAAGUGUGAAAUUUGUAGUAAGCAAUUUAGUCUUUUAAAUAGUUUGAAGCAUCAUAUUAUGGUAGUUCACACUGUUGAAAGGCCUUCUAAAUGUGAAAUUUGUAAUAAGCAGUUUACUUUAAAAGGUAAUUUAAAACAGCAUAUGAGACAUCACACUGGUGAAACACCUUAUAAGUGUGAAAUUUGUAGUAAGCAAUUUAGUCACUUAAAUAGUUUGAAGCAUCAUAUGGUAGUUCACACUGAGGAAACACAUUAUAAAUGUGAAAUUUGUAGUAAGUUGUUUAAUGCAAAAAGUAGUUUAAAGACACAUAUGAGACUUCACAUUGGUGAAUAUCCUUAUCAAUGUGAAAUUUGUAAUAAGCAGUUUACUUUAAAAGGUAAUUUAAAGCAGCAUAUGAGACAUCACACUGGUGAAACACCUUAUAAGUGUGAAAUUUGUAGUAAGCAAUUUCGUCACUUACAGAGUUUGAAGCAUCAUAUGAAACACCUGAAACACACUGAUAAAACACCUUAUAAAUGUGAAAUUUGA